This is a messenger RNA of Salvia miltiorrhiza (redroot sage), 1272 nucleotides long. RefSeq lists its product as uncharacterized. Lineage: Eukaryota; Viridiplantae; Streptophyta; Magnoliopsida; Lamiales; Lamiaceae. The transcript has 3 exons. Bases 1 to 1272 code for a protein of 423 amino acids. The record is from RefSeq and is a predicted model, not a curated record.
AUGUCUAGAGAUAAUACCAAGCUAUCUCUCAAAGUCAUGUUCAACAAACACAAGUCCAAGGUUCUCUUCGCCGAAGCCAACACAGAUUUCGUCGAAAUUUUGCUAAGUUUCCUCACAUUGCCAUUGGGAAAACUCGUCACAAAUAUUCGAAAACACUACGGAGACGAAGCACCCGCCAUCGGAAGCUUGAACACUUUGCACCAAGGCUUAGCUAAUCUCGACAGCGCCCAUUUCUCCUUGCCAGGAGCCAAGGAGAUGCUGCUGAAUCCAGAAACUUCUUUUCGAGCCGAAUGCCGAAACCUAGCGAUUGAUAUCAGCAGCAGCCUCCGCGAGAGAAGAUACUACGUGUGUGAGGACUGGGAAUGCCCUAAAUCUGCUCACAAGAAUAUAAGCCUUUAUUCUGAUAUAGCAAAGUGUGCUUGCGGUGGAUCGUUGAAGACAGUUAUGGAGUUGCUCAAGUUUUCUUUAACUUCUGCAACUCCUUUGACCGACGUGAUAAUCAAGAAGACUCAGACCAGCUUCACCGCUGCAACGGGACCUGAGACUUUCUUACCUGAUAUUCAAAGAGAUGAUCAUGCAAACCCUAGAAAUUUAGUCUUGCAAGUGUGCUUGCAGAAAUCAACCAACAAAUUUUUGUUUGCUGUUGCUACGGCUGAGUUCGUGGAGCUUCUCCUCAGCUUCCUCACCGUUCCUUUAGGUGGAGUCGAGUUCCUUUUGAGAGGCAACACCGGUUUGAAAAACAUCGACAAUUUAUACCGAAGUGUGACAAAUGGGAUCGAUGAUAAGUAUUUUGAGAGUUUAGACAUUAAAAAUAGGCUGAUAAAUCCGAAGGUAGCUCAGGGUUUCUUUGCCAGAAAUGAUCAGUUUCUACCUCUCAGUGAAGCCUCUCCUACGCUGUAUUUCGAUUUUAAGAAGAACGAGCAGAAGAAGAAGAUGGAAUGCAGUUUUAGUGAGAGAGAUGGAAGUAGAGUUGUUCGUUCAUUCAACUUGAAUGAGGAAAUUAGUAGCAAUUAUGUCAAGAAACAAACAAUGUGUUUUGUUAAAGAUGAUUUAACUUUGAGCCCUAAUUUGGAAUCAACCUUCUCCAUUCUUGACGGUCUCGGAAUUCCUUUCUCGGAUGUGAUAGAAAUGGAUUUGCAAAUCGGACUUAAAGAGGCAUUAGGGAUACUCAAGGCUUCUCUUAUAUCGAAAACGGCAUUAACUGACGCAUUGAUCACACCAAUGCUAAACAAAAGAGUAAAAUUAGAGCGUCAGCCCAAGCAAGAGCCUUGA